This is a messenger RNA of Coniosporium apollinis CBS 100218, 939 nucleotides long. RefSeq lists its product as uncharacterized. The transcript is spliced from 6 exons. Gene Ontology annotation, biological process: translational initiation; formation of cytoplasmic translation initiation complex; formation of translation preinitiation complex. Gene Ontology annotation, cellular component: eukaryotic translation initiation factor 2 complex. NCBI's taxonomy places the organism in Eukaryota, Fungi, Ascomycota, Dothideomycetes. The coding region runs from base 1 to 939 and encodes 312 amino acids. Gene Ontology annotation, molecular function: mRNA binding; translation initiation factor binding; translation initiation factor activity. The record is from RefSeq and is a predicted model, not a curated record.
AUGGCGGACGUCGACGAAACACCCGUCGAGCGCAAGCCCAGAAAGUCCGUAGCGUUUUCCGAAGGAACGACCAUAGUCGACGGCGACGGGCAGAUCACGAUGAACGGCACAAACGGCGACAAAGAGUCUGCGCAGAGUCAUGCGGCAGACUCCGACGACAAGGCCGUGGACGAAGUUACCGAUAUGUUCAAGGAUCUUGCAAAGAAGAAGAAGAAGUCUAAGAAGCCCAAGGAGGGCGAAGAGGAGGCUCCCGCCGCCGACGCAGAGUUCGACCCGUCAGCGCUGAAGAAGCUAAAAAAGAAGAAGAAGCCCAAGGCGGACGCUGAGGACUUCGAGGCGAAGCUUGCGGAGGCCGGUGCCGGCGAACAGGAGCAGGAGGCAGAGGCACCCGCGGAGCCAGCGGUACAAGAAGGGGAUCCGGACAAGGGCACAGGCAUCUGGCAACAUGAAGAAACGACGCCGAUCAGCUAUCAGCUACUGCUCUCGCGGUUCUUCGGCCUACUACAAUCGCAUCAUCCGGAUCUGAUGACGUCGGGAAGCAAGAGUUACAAGAUUCCGCCGCCUCAGUGCCUACGAGAAGGCAACAAGAAGACAAUUUGGGCAAACAUGGCUGAGAUCUCGAAGCGCAUGAAGAGAAACGACGAGCACGUGACACAGUUUCUGUUCGCUGAACUGGGUACGAGCGGCAGUGUGGACGGCAGCAGGCGGCUAGUCAUCAAGGGUAGAUUCCAACAGAAGCAGAUAGAGAACGUCCUGCGAAGAUACAUCGUGGAAUACGUGACAUGCAAGACAUGUCGUUCUCCCGACACCGAGCUCAACAAGGGCGAGAAUCGUCUCUACUUCAUCACCUGCAACUCCUGUGGCUCGCGCCGCAGUGUCACGGCCAUCAAGACCGGUUUCUCAGCCCAGGUCGGCAAGAGGAAGAGGCAGCAGGGUUAG